AUGGGUCGACAGCACCAAACCGCCUCUCUCUCACUCAUCCUGCCUGCCGCCCUGCUCCUCCUCCUCGGGGCCACCAUAACAGAAGCUCGCGUCCUCCGCCGCGUCAAUGACCGCUCCCUCUUCGACGCCACCUCCGAAUGCAAAAAAGCAUCGUACCCCGAUCUCUGCAAUUCCCUUGCUCCCUCAGCGUCGGUCGGGUCCCUGACCGCCGCAUCCAUCGACGUGGCCACGUCCAAAGCCAAGGAGGCAGCAGCCAUUUCCGCCAAGCUUAUGAAAGCCCCUGGCACCGAGAAGCUGAUGAAGUCCACCCUGUGUGUUUGCCGUGAUGCCUUCAGCUCCGUAGCUGACAGUCUCCAGUUGUCAGCCAAGAACCUCAAGGAUGCAGCGCACACUGACCUCAUGGUGAACCUCUCCGCCGCGAUGAGCCUCAAGGCCAACUGCGCUGAUGCGUUCCAGGAUUGGCCGGGUUUGGUGUCACCUGUUGCCGAUAUCAACGACCACCUUUCGAAACUGGUUAGCAAUAGCCUGGACCUGGCUUCUACUUUGAAGAACUGA
Musa acuminata subsp. malaccensis (wild Malaysian banana) is the source of this 555-nucleotide messenger RNA. RefSeq names its product pectinesterase inhibitor 12-like. The record is from RefSeq and is a predicted model, not a curated record. Gene Ontology annotation, molecular function: enzyme inhibitor activity. Lineage: Eukaryota; Viridiplantae; Streptophyta; Magnoliopsida; Zingiberales; Musaceae.